Molecule: messenger RNA, 1194 nt
Organism: Cynoglossus semilaevis (tongue sole)
Lineage: Eukaryota; Metazoa; Chordata; Actinopteri; Pleuronectiformes; Cynoglossidae
Gene: esm1
Product: endothelial cell-specific molecule 1
Exons: 3
Coding region: 156-833 (225 amino acids)
Cellular component (GO): extracellular region
Source: RefSeq, a predicted model, not a curated record
AUUCCUGGAUGGCAGUGUAGAGUUAAUCCCACUUCCAAGCCGGAUCUCUAAAAAGGGUCCUGACUGGCAAGAGGGACGACAACACCGGAAUGAGGAAACUGACGAGGGCCAACCAUGUGCAAAACAAAGUUGUUCAUCGCUGAUAACCGCGCAACAUGAAGACCUGCAGGUCACUCCAGUCAAGUCUCUCGGAGCUGAUGCGCUCGUCUGUCUCUUCCCCGACCUCCAACACCAAAGGACAGCAGCCUUCCACCACCUCCCUGGACUCUGUCUGCUUCUAUCCGGCGAUGUCUCUGCUCCUCAUCACCGUGCUGUCCUCACUCCUGGUGCAGGAUGCCAAGGCUUGGGGCACCGAAGUCAAGUACGCUGUGAACUGCCCGGACAAAUGCAGCGUGGAGCUGUGCGGCGGGGCGCAGAGGUGCGCACGGUCAGUCCUGGAUGACUGCGGCUGUUGCCAGGUCUGCGCAGCCGGCAGAGGAGAGCACUGUUACCGCACAGUGUCGGGGAUGCACGGAGUCAAGUGUGGUCCGGGAUUAUACUGCGAGUUCUACAAGGACGAAGACGAUUACGGAGACGAAUAUGGCAUUUGUAAAGAAUGUCCUUACGGAACCUUUGGGCUCGAGUGCCGCCAGAACUGCAGCUGCAAAGGAGGCAUUUGUGACAGAGAGACAGGAGCUUGUCUGACUUUCAAAUUCUUUGCAAAAAGUGCUGGGAAACUCAAGACUGAGCCACAAGCAGGAGGAGAGGUGGGCUCCGGGGAGGUCAACUCUGCCCAGAACAGAGAUCAACAGACGGACAGAUCGACUGCCCAGAAAAGGCUCAUCCCCCGCUGACAACUGCUGACAAAAUCUCUCUGUUCAGUGUGAAUGUAGCAUUAAAUUAAAAAAAAGAAGAUGGAUGUAUUUUAUUAUGUUCGAUGACGGAUGUUUCACAGACUUGGAGAGUUCUAUUCCGUCUGCUUGGUCUUUGUUUGACAUAUCACGUUAUCUAAUGAAAGACGGGCAUUUGAGUUUGAAUUGAAAAUGAUCUGUUUGUCUUCCAUUGCUGUAUUUAUCUAUAUUUAGUGUGCCUUUAUACUUUACAGACGAAGAAGUCUGAGGUUGUACUCUAAGAAGCUGACAAACACCGUAUAUGUUGUAUAAGACACCAGCAAAUGUAAAAAAGAUCUAACAAUUAAACCAAAGUUAUAAAUGA